AGCUUUUUCUCUCUGAAGAUCUCCCAUCAUUUCUAUAGCUUUCUUCUUCUUGUCAUUUCCCUUUAAAUCAUUUUUGUUUGAUCUUUUGUAUUUUACCACUUCAUAAAGUAGUCACUAAACAACAUAUAUACAAACACAAAAUAGAGAUGGAUGCUGAAAAGAAGAGUGCCCAUUUUCGCCAAAUCUCAACUUAUAAACCACAACUACUUGUCCUCUCCUCGAUCCAAGAGCACCCUUCUUCAAAAAUCUCAGACAAACCCACGAUCAAAGCUUCUGUUGCUGAUGUUGACUCCGAGAUCGGAGUUUUCGAUGCAGAAAAGUACUUCAGCAUGAAGCUAGAUCAUGUCAACUCAACGGUGGAUAUCACUAAGCAACACGAGAAGGAAAACAAAGAGGAUCAUCCUCAUCCUCAUCCACAUCCUCAUCCUCAAUUGACGAAAACGACGUCGUCUAGAUCAAGAACAAGCCGACAUGGAACUCCAAGUGUAAGAUCCGAGUCAAGUUACAACAGUCAAACCUUUCUCAUGAGGACUAACAACAACAAUGACAAUAAGCAACGGAAAACAAACGAGAUAAGCGUCUCUUUUGGUGGGUUUAGAUGCAACGGUCCCUGCUCAGGGGUUAAAACCGUCAAUACCGACAGGAAAAUCUCCUGUAAAGGUAGAAAUUCCGAUCGGGAUUUUGUUUCUUACGACGCAAGAAAGCACAUUGACAAACCAAGACUCCGUUUUGAAGCCAAGAAACGGGAUUAUCCCGAGCCAGAGAUGAUUCCAGUACCUAUCCAAAGGUCUGAUAUCGCCAUGAACCUUGAGAGAAAGCUGUCUAUGCUUACAUGGGACGCGAUACCAAACCAUCUCUCUACCAAGAACAACAAUCAAAACAAUGGUAAUAACUCCUCGAUGAGCAGCAAGACGCAAGAGGAGGAGACAGCAAGCGAAGCGAGUUCUGAUUUGUUCGAGAUAGAGAACAUAACGAGCAGUGUCUACGAGCCGAGUGAGGCUAGCAUUGGAUGGAGUGUGGUAACUGGAAGUAUGGCAGAUCAAUCGGUGAUUUCAGAAUUCGAUAUGAUGAAGAGGGCCACGAGAAGUGGUUCGGUGGUUAAAACCAAACCGGCAGUUGCUGAGAAAGUCAGGUCGGGUGGGUUUUUGUCGGGUUGUAAUAGUCACAAAGCUGUCUCCGUUGUUAAUAGUACUACUAAGAAUGUUAAAGAAGCAGCCAAGGUUGAUCAUCAGGAAAUGUCUCAUCAGAAGAAGUUUAAAACUGAGAUUAGGAUUCAAGACUUGAGCUUUCUUUAAAAAACAAUAUUGUUCCUGUGUGUUAUUUUCUAAAUUAGUUUUUAAUUGCUUUUGUAAGACUUUUUGCUGUGUAUGUUAAUGAUAUAAAUUUGAUUCGUGGUAUU
Molecule: messenger RNA, 1399 nt
Organism: Eutrema salsugineum
Lineage: Eukaryota; Viridiplantae; Streptophyta; Magnoliopsida; Brassicales; Brassicaceae
Product: protein PHYTOCHROME KINASE SUBSTRATE 3
Exons: 1
Coding region: 147-1295 (382 amino acids)
Biological process (GO): phototropism
Source: RefSeq, a predicted model, not a curated record